Penicillium brasilianum is the source of this 937-nucleotide messenger RNA. Lineage: Eukaryota; Fungi; Ascomycota; Eurotiomycetes; Eurotiales; Aspergillaceae. The record is from the annotation of a GenBank genome assembly.
UUCCAUACGGGUGCGACAGCAAGCUAACUCCCAGGUGUUCAAUUCAUAUCAGCAGCCAUGGGUAUGUCCAACCACUCCAACCUCAUCAUCUUGAUCUUUCCCUGUCUAGGAGAGAUAUCUGCUUUCUCUCUCCUCUCUCUCGAUUCCUCCCUGAGACUAACUCAUGUUCGAAAUCUUUUAGGUAUCGACCUGGACCGUCACCAUGUGCGCAGCAGCCACCGCAAGGCGCCCAAGAGCGAGAACGUUUACUUGCAGGUGCUCGUGAAGUUGUACCGCUUCCUGGCUCGCCGCACGGAGUCCAACUUCAACAAGGCCGUUCUCCGCCGCCUCUUCAUGUCGCGCAUCAACCGCCCCCCGGUUUCGCUCUCCCGCAUCGCCUCGAACAUCAACGAGUCGCAGAAGGGCAAGACCGUGGUCGUUAUCGGCACCAUCACCGAUGACAACCGCCUCCUGAACGUUCCCAAGUUGUCCGUCGCUGCUCUGCGCUUCACCGCCACUGCCCGUGCCCGCAUCGAGAAGGCUGGUGGUGAGACCCUCACCCUGGAUCAGCUUGCUCUGCGUGCCCCUACCGGUGCCAACACCCUGCUCCUCCGUGGCCCCAAGAACGCCCGUGAGGCCGUGAAGCACUUCGGCUUCGGUCCCCACUCUCACAAGAAGCCCUACGUUGCCAGCAAGGGUCGGAAGUUCGAGCGUGCCCGUGGUCGCAGACGCUCCAAGGGUUUCAAGGUCUAAAAGGACUUUGUGUGAUGAUUGUGGGACGGACAUGAACCCAUCGGUGCAAGGACGCAUAUUCCUGGUCGCACUGAAUCCUCGGGUGUUUAUCUCUCCGAGUCUAACUGGAGACCUCUAUUCGAUGUACCUAAAGUGGCGAGAUGUCUUUGGUUGGAUUGAGGGAUCAGAGUGUGUGGAUGGAAGAGGGCAAAAGAAAAAUGCAUCC